GCUCCGCCCCGCCGCGCCCGCCGCGCCGCAGCCCCGCAGCCCGGCCGCCGCAGGGCCGGCGGGGAGCGAGCGGCAGCCGGCGGCAUGAGGCGCGACCCGGCGCCCGGCUUCUCCAUGCUGCUCUUCGGCGUUUCCCUCGCCUGCUACUCGCCCAGCCUUAAGUCGGUGCAGGACCAGGCGUACACGGCGGCGGUGGUGCUGGAGGGCAAGGUGCAGUCCGUGGGCCCCCCCGCCGGCGGCGGCAAUGACAGCCGAGGAGCCGCCGGUCCCGCCGGGGGGGUCUUGGUCAAGGUGCUCGACCUGUGGCCCCUCAACAGCGGCGGUUUGCAGCGGGAGCAGCUCAUCAGCGUGGGCUCCAAGGCGCCCUGCUUUAAAGUGAAGCGCAACCACCGCUACAUCUUCUUUCUGGAGCCCACCGAGGAGCCGCUCGUCUUCCGCACCGCCUUCGCCCCGCUCGAUACCAGCGGCAAGAACCUCAAGCGGGACGUGGCGCGGAUCCUUUGCGCCGAUUGCGCUGUCCCUCCCAAACUGAAGAAACUGAAAAGCCCAAAUGUUCACGUUGGUGAAAAGAUCUCACUGAAAUGUGAAGCAACUGCUGGCAACCCUCAGCCAUCCUACAAAUGGUUUAAAGACGGCAAAGAGCUGAAGAAGAGCAAAGACAUCCGGAUCAAGUAUGGGAAUGGGAAAAAGAUUUCCAGACUGCAGUUCAACAAGGUGAAGCUGGAAGAUGCUGGGGAGUACAGCUGUGAAGCGGAGAACGUUUUAGGGAAAGACACCGCAAAAGGCAGCCUGAAUGUGAAAAGUGGAACAACGAAAGCACCACAAGUCUUACCAGCCUCAGAAACUAAAAUAGUUGUUAUGGAAGAACAGUUAACCACAACUCUCUCCUCCUGGUCCGGGCAUGCAAGAAAAUGCAAUGAAACAGCCAAGUCCUAUUGCGUCAAUGGUGGGGUAUGCUACUACAUCGAGGGGAUUAAUCAGCUGUCUUGCAAGUGUCCGAUCGAAUUCACAGGAGACCGGUGUCAGCAUUUCGCAAUGGUCAGCUUCUCCAAGCAUCUUGGAUUUGAAUUAAAGGAGGCAGAGGAGCUCUACCAGAAGAGAGUUUUAACCAUCACGGGAAUCUGCGUUGCCUUGCUUGUGGUGGGCAUCGUCUGUGUGGUAGCUUACUGUAAAACCAAGAAACAGAGAAAACAAAUGCAUAAUCAUCUACGGCAGAACAUGUGCCCUGCCCAUCAGAACAGGAGCCUUGCGAAUGGGCCAAGCCAUCCGCGUUUGGAUCCUGAGGAAAUUCAAAUGGCUGAUUAUAUUUCUAAGAAUGUUUCUGCCACUGAACAUGUGAUCCGAAGGGAAACAGAGACAACCUUUUCGGGAAGUCACUCCUGCUCCCCAUCUCAUCACUGCUCCACAGCCACUCCAACGUCCAGCCAGAGACAUGAAAGCCACACCUGGAGCUUGGAGCGGACGGAAAGCCUGACUUCAGAUUCCCAGUCUGGGAUAAUGCUGUCCUCAGUGGGAACCAGUAAAUGCAACAGCCCUGCGUGCAUGGAGGCACGGGCUCGCCGCGGGGCCGCCUUCUGCAUCGAGGACUCGCGGAGGCACAUGACGCAGUAUCGUGACUCGGUGGAUUCUCUGCGGGACUCACCGCAUAGCGAGAGGUACGUGUCAGCCCUGACCACACCAGCACGCCUGUCGCCUGUCGACUUCCACUACUCGAUGGCUGCACAGGUGCCCACCUUCGAGAUUACAUCCCCCAACUCGGCGCACGCCGUCUCCCUGCCGCCGGCAGCCCCCAUCAGCUUCCGCGUGGAGGAACAGCAGCCGCUCCUGCGGCGGUACCAGCUCCCCUUCCAGGACACACAGAGGUACGACAGCUACUACCAAAGGAAGACCUACCUAAACGACAGCAUGGGGAGCCUGCCCUCCAGCCCCUUCCGCAUCACGGAGGAUGACGAGUACGAGACGACACAGGAAUACGUCACAGCGCUAGAGCAGCCAAAGAAAACAUCCAGCAGCAACAGGCGGUGGAAAAAAUCCAAACUGAAUGGGCACGUCCCUCACAGAGCCAGAGCCGUCCGGGACUCCUUCUCCUUGAGCAGCGCCUCUUACAGCGAGUCUGACGAGGAGCUGGUGGCUGAGAGCACCCCCUUCCUAAGCACUCAGAACAAUGAGGCGGCGCACACAGAGUCGCCCGUGCUGCACCGGCCGGGCGACAGCCGGACUCACCAUUCCUGCAGCAGACACAGCGCCCACGGGGAGAGCGGGCGCAGCAGCCUAGCGCACACGACGCCCAAACCAGACCCGGAUCCUCUCUAGGUGCCUCCCGGCCUCGCAGACGGAACCCACGUGGAGGCGGUGGAAAAAGGGAGACAAAAAACCCGAAAAUAAAUAUUUUUAUUUUAUAUAAAAGAGGGAAAAAAAAAAAUAUAACAAAUAAAAUGGUUUAUUUUCAUUUUAGCGAAGUUGUCUUAUAAUAGCUAACGGCAAUGACUUUUUUAUAGGGAAUCUCUAUUUAUAUGUAAUGUCUUGAUUUACAGCUUCCAAGAAAAUUAAAAAGUAAAAAAAAAAAAAAAAAAAAAGAAAA
Columba livia (rock pigeon) is the source of this 2581-nucleotide messenger RNA. RefSeq names its product neuregulin 2 (gene NRG2). Gene Ontology annotation, molecular function: signaling receptor binding. Lineage: Eukaryota; Metazoa; Chordata; Aves; Columbiformes; Columbidae. The transcript is spliced from 12 exons. The coding region runs from base 85 to 2313 and encodes 742 amino acids. Gene Ontology annotation, biological process: animal organ development; nervous system development; intracellular signal transduction. The record is from RefSeq and is a predicted model, not a curated record.